UUCGUCUGGGAAUAUGGGUUUAUCCAAUUGCAUUGCGUCUGUUUGAAAUGCUACUCUUGCCCGAAGUCAACGUGCUACUCCAAGCAUGGUAGAAUUCUGGAGACUUUCUUGUAAAUCAAUACGUGGUAAGUUAAUAACAUGCACCAACAACACUCAAACCCACCUACGCCCUUCAUGUCAACUGUGGCUGUGGAGUUUGGGGUUUGUCAUCGGCACGACUCGACACGCGGAGCUACCUAUGAUUCUGAAGUAGACCGAUCUUUUUCGUACAAAAGGUCUUUGUUUAGUUAGUGGUUUUGUAAAUGCAAAAGCUCUUCAUGACGAGAGCUUCCGCAAAUUUUCUUUCAUCACGUUUGUAACAUCCAAGCCCGCAAAGUACAGUACAGUAACCAACUACGUUACCCAGCUUCAGCCGUCUCCAUAUCAACACCGGCAUCCAUUAACGACAAUAGGAGGAGCUCGUCCCGUCUCUUGCAAAAACCAUGGCCACCAUCAAACAUGCUAGCCGGGAAGACAUCCCAGCAAUUCUCGGCAUGAUCCGCGAACUGGCCGACUAUGAACAUGAGCUUCAUUCCGUCGAGACAACCGAAGCCAAGCUGCUCGAGACUGUCGCCCUUGCGCCAUCAGACCCAUCAGCACCCCUCAGCCUCCCAGAUGGCCUGCCAAACACCGAGCCUACUUCACCCGCCAAGCCUGCUCGCUGCCUUGUCCUUUCCGAUCCGGACGGUACCACCUGUGGCAUGGCAUUGUACUUCUACAACUAUAGCACAUGGCGCGCCAGGCCAGGUAUCUACCUGGAGGACUUGUACGUGCGCCCUGCGUACCGCAAGAAGGGGUACGGUCUGCAGCUACUAGCGACACUGGCAAGAGAGGUAAGAGAAAUGCAGGGCACUAGGCUCGAAUGGGCCUGCUUGAAGUGGAAUGAACCCAGCAUCAAGUUCUACGAGAGUAUCGGGGCUAGACAGCAGAGUGAGUGGGUUGGCUUUAGAGUCGAUGGGGACAACCUGGCGAAGCUGGCGGACAUGUCCAAGCAAUAACUGUGGAAUAUAUGUUGGUCAGAGCCCAUGAUUGGCAGCUGGGGGUAUCGUUGGGUUUGUAUACAGUAUAGGAGACAAGAUGUGGCCCGCGAGCGAGUCGAUCUAAGCAACACGGGACCGAGUCUUUCGUGCCUUUUUUAUAGGAGAACCAUCCUGGUCCACACCUUGAAACACAUGAUGCCAAG
This is a messenger RNA of Pyricularia oryzae 70-15, 1222 nucleotides long. RefSeq names its product N-acetyltransferase ats1. The transcript has 2 exons. Gene Ontology annotation, biological process: protein acetylation. NCBI's taxonomy places the organism in Eukaryota, Fungi, Ascomycota, Sordariomycetes, Magnaporthales, Pyriculariaceae. The record is from RefSeq and is a predicted model, not a curated record. Gene Ontology annotation, molecular function: N-acetyltransferase activity. Bases 483 to 1037 code for a protein of 184 amino acids.